Molecule: messenger RNA, 3545 nt
Organism: Cryptotermes secundus
Lineage: Eukaryota; Metazoa; Arthropoda; Insecta; Blattodea; Kalotermitidae
Gene: Gbeta5
Product: guanine nucleotide-binding protein subunit beta-5a
Exons: 11
Coding region: 98-1339 (413 amino acids)
Biological process (GO): G protein-coupled receptor signaling pathway; G protein-coupled dopamine receptor signaling pathway
Cellular component (GO): cytoplasm; heterotrimeric G-protein complex
Molecular function (GO): protein binding; signaling receptor complex adaptor activity
Source: RefSeq, a predicted model, not a curated record
CUGCAUCUUGCAAAUAACAAGAACGCAGGCUACGCCGCAUAGUAGGAAGAGUAUCUGUAAAAUAGGCAAUAUCGCACCAAUUGUUGGUAUUGUUCAAAUGUGUGUUCUGGUUCAUUGCACAUAUUCCAUCCUGCUAUGCUUUAUUCGUGGCUACAAAACUUGUUCAGAAAGUAAUUUCGGAAAAGAACAGCUAUUGCAUUAUUUGCAUGCUGUACAUACACAAUGUAGGCUACUGGAAAUGGUGUGCUACAGAAGCCAGAACUUCACUGAUAUGGCUUCUGAUGGAGAAUUUAAAGCACACAGUCCUGGCGAAACCAUUGAAGCUCUUACAAAGGAAGCUGAGGCUUUGAAAGCGAAACUUGAAGAAGAGAGACAAAAGUUAAAUGAUGUUGCAUUAUCCACAGUAGCUGAACGGCUUGAGGUCAUUAAUUAUCUCAAUAUCAAGCCUCGUCGUGUUCUCAAAGGUCACCAGGCUAAAGUGCUCUGCUCUGACUGGUCACCUGAUAAACGUCACAUUGUAUCAUCAUCUCAGGAUGGCAAGAUGAUAAUAUGGGAUGCAUUCACAACAAACAAAGAACAUGCAGUGACCAUGCCUACAACAUGGGUGAUGGCAUGUGCGUAUGCUCCAUCAGGAAAUUUGGUAGCUUGUGGGGGACUGGACAACAAGGUGACUGUAUACCCUUUAAGUCUGGAAGAGGAUGUGUCAACGAAGAAGAAAACUGUAGGAACGCACACUAGUUACAUGUCAUGCUGCACUUUUCCCAACUCUGAUCAACAGAUUCUUACUGGCAGUGGAGAUUCUACUUGUGCAUUGUGGGAUGUUGAGUCAGGUCAGUUGCUUCAGAACUUUCAUGGGCAUGCAGGAGAUGUUAUGGCCUUAGAUUUAGCACCAUCAGAGACUGGAAACACAUUUGUGUCAGGGAGUUGUGAUCGAAUGGUUCUCAUUUGGGACAUGAGAACUGGCCAGUGUGUACAAUCAUUUGAAGGCCAUCAAUCUGAUAUUAACAGUGUCAAGUUUCACCCUAGUGGUGAUGCAGUGGCUACAGGAUCAGAUGAUUCAACGUGUCGAUUAUUUGACCUGCGGGCUGACAAGGAAGUUGCCAUUUACAGCAAAGAGAGUAUAAUAUUUGGUGUAAACUCUGUGGAUUUUUCUGUGAGUGGGCGUCUGUUAUUCGCUGGUUAUAAUGACUAUACUGUCAAUGUAUGGGACUCCUUGAAAUGUAUCCGAGUGACAUUGCUAUAUGGGCAUGAAAACAGAGUGUCUUGUCUUCAGGUGUCACCAGAUGGGACUGCACUUUCUACAGGAAGUUGGGAUUAUACAUUACGGGUGUGGGCCUGAGCUGGGUUCAGGUGUAUAAUGAAGAUAUCAGAUACUUUAGGAUGUUAAGCACUUCCAGAAUAAAUAUUUCUUACUGAAAUAUAUCUGUAUCUUCUCCACUACUCAUUCAUAUUUAACUCAUAAUAUUACUGGAUAUCAUCAUGGUGAUGCACACAAACUGUGAUCUUAUCUGUAAGAUAUUGACUAUGAUAUUUCAUGUUGCAGAUACACAUACUCGUAAUUUUCUCAGUACUAAUAAUAGUGUACAAGUGUAUAUGGGAAGACUGUUAUUUAACUUCAUGCCAUCUAAAUAACUGAGAUGUUUGUGUUAUAAAUUUUACUGAACAGAAAAGUAUAUGAUUUUUGUGCCAUAUUCAUGUAUGUUGACCAUUUUUAAUAUUAUCAUCACCAUCAUUAUAAUUACAUAUUAAUUUAUAUAAUACAGCCGUAUGGCAAGAAGUAUUCAUAAUGUGCUUUUACAGCUGAAGUAUAGUUUUGUGAUAUUUCAAGAAAAUGUUCUCGAAUUCAGUAGAUCAAGUAUGAUCAGGUUCAACUUCUCUUCUCCAUAGUAAUGGUAUAAAUGUACUGUAGGAACAUAUGAAAUACAAUGUUAUGUUGUAAAAUGUCACAGCUACUGGAUAUCUGCUGAUGAUAAUUUGUCCACCUAAGCAGGUUGCCUCAAAACCAAGUAGCCUGAUUUGUAAUUAUGAUGUAUCCAAACCAUCAUGAAUUUUCAUGCUUUUUCUGUCCUUCCACAUAUAUGCCAGGGCAAUUUUCUGUGACCAUUUCACACCCCAUGUUUUCUGAUUCACUGUGCAAAGUCUCACACUUAAGCAGACACCAAAUUACACUUGAAUUUGACAGUGCAUACAUAUCGUCCAGGAACACUUCUCUGUGUUCAGUAAACUUAUUGACUCAUAGUUUCUGAUCCCUGCAGGUCAGUUAUAAUUGUUUACAUGUUUUGGACAAAUGAGACUGGAAUGCAUCAGUUAUGCACUCAGUUGUGAUCUUCAGUCUCUCUCAGACCAUGUGAUGAUGGUACUUGUUAUCCCAUUUUUCUUUUACAUGUUUCUGAAUCAGAAGUUUUUCCAUGACAUGUUGUAGCUUUAAUCAUACCAGAUAUUCCUGCUGCAGUUUGGUACAAGAACCUAAUAUUUUAAUGUGUAACUGUAUCAAGUUUAGUGUUCUCUCCUUGAAUCUUCAUGGUUACAUGACACAUCUAGCUUCACACUGUAGUCUGGUAUAGUGGAUACCUGUGUUUCAGAGGGACAUACUGGCUCAAUUUCCAGGGUAGAAGUGAGCAGAGUUGGGAAAGUGACAGACUAUAUAGACAUGUGGGGAAGAAACAAGUCUUAGUCUUCACCGCCAUAAAAACCUUAAGUCUUACAUAUAUGUCUAUUUAUAUCUAGUUGUUUGCGUAGGACAGACCUUUCAUGUUGCCUGUUCUCCAAAUACUGAAUUGUUUCCAUUAAUCCUUAGUUACUCUGAAUACAGUAGAACAAAAGUAAAUGUCUCCUGCCAUACUUAUUGUACUAAAAUGUAGCACACAGUGACUGUCACUCUUAGAACAUCCAGUAACUUGGAUUACCUGAAAAUGUAACGAAACGUUUCCUGUACCCUGUUGCUUUAUCCCAGAAUUAUAAGUAUGGAACACUUAACAGUGUUUAGUAUUUGGAUCUCAGUUUUUGUUCCUAUUGCUGAUUUAUACAAGAUUAAAAUAUAUUUAAUAUGUAAUUAAUAAAUAACAUAUUAGAAGUUGACAUGCUGUUAAAUUUAUUCAAGCAACCAGAGGAUGCUUUGUUGAAAUUAAUCCAAUGCACAGGCAUUUAUAAUACCACUAGUUGCAUUGAAAAGAUGUGUGAUAAAUGUAUGUGUGUCACCUUUGUUAAUAAAUGUAAUCUGCAGACUUCAGUGUGUACACUAAAAUGUCGUCACUGAAGAUAAUGUCAUGGCCAAAGUUUCAGAGCCAUUACACAAUGAAUUUAUAGAGAGCUGGUAAAAAAUUUAAUUCUAGGUUAUAUUAUGUUUUUAUAGUCAAAGUGUUGCCAUAAACAGUAUGUUAUAAUCUAGAAAUUAAAACAGUGAUGUACAAAGUAAAUGUGUUACAGUAAAGGUUUUGACAAAGCUAAGAAACAUUUGUUUUUGUUUAUUAAUUAUAAUUUUAUUGAAGGAAUGUUAGCUUUAAUUUUACCUGUCAAAUCUGAUCUCAUCCCUUACAAAAAAAAAA